This is a messenger RNA of Penicillium angulare, 924 nucleotides long. RefSeq names its product class I SAM-dependent methyltransferase. Gene Ontology annotation, molecular function: methyltransferase activity. The transcript is spliced from 9 exons. The record is from RefSeq and is a predicted model, not a curated record. Lineage: Eukaryota; Fungi; Ascomycota; Eurotiomycetes; Eurotiales; Aspergillaceae. The coding region runs from base 1 to 924 and encodes 307 amino acids.
AUGGUUCAUGACGAGGCUAUCGUUGCGGAUGAUGAUGAUGAUGGAGUUUCCGACCUGGGCUCAGAUGGUUUACAAUCUCUUCCAUCCGAUGAGGAACAAUUCGAGACCUACGAAGCAGGACAUAUUGUCGCCUUAUUAAUGAAUUCCGACCACCACAAUUCUCUUUUCAGAGCCCCUGUUGGUGAAGACGCACGGCAUAUAUUGGAUAUUGGAACCGGCACAGGAAAUUGGGCUAUCGAUGUGGCCGAUAGAUUCCCACAAACAAUUGUUCGUGGCGUGGAUAUUUUUCCUCCCCCAGUUACCUGGGCUCCUCCAAAUUGUAUUCUUGAAGUUGACGAUGUACUGCAAGAAUGGACCUGGUCACAACCAUUCGACUUAAUUCAUCUCCGAAUCAUGGAAGCUUCAUUCACCCCCGAAGAACUAGACAGACUUUAUAAGCAAUCCUAUCAAAACCUUCACCCUGGUGGCUGGAUUGAGCAACUUGAAGUAACUAUGGACCUUUUCAGCGAUGACGACAGCCUCCCACUAGAUUCCGCAGCUAUCAACUGGGGAGAAAUUAACCACAAGGCCGCUGAAAAAUGCGGAAGGCCCUUUCAAUUAUUUUCUACGUUAGAGAAGCGUAUACAAGAAGCGGGCUUCGUCGACAUCCACAUUCAGCACCAAAAGUGGCCCGUGGGACCAUGGGCGCGCGAUCAUUUGCUUAAGGAAGCUGGUCUCGUCAAUCUUCAACAUUGGUUGCUUGGAGUCGAAGGGUACAGCAUGUUUCAUCUCACGAAGUAUGGGGAUCCUGUUCCAUGGACAAGAGCAGAAGUUAUUGUUUAUGCUGCAAAGUUGAGGUCGGAGCUAAAGAAUCCUCACUACCAUACUUAUCAUAAGGCGAAGCGUGUAUGGGCUAGAAAGCCCAGUGAUGAUUCUCAAAGCUGA